GAUCCCCGCCUUCGAUCAUGUCAUCAUGGUGUUCAUUGGAUUUUCCUCGGUGGUCAUGGCGUUUGAGAAUCCUCUUCGCGAUCCGAAUAGCAUGGAAGUACAGGUUCUGCAGAUUCUUGGCACGGUCUUCACGGUCAUUUUUCUCCUUGAAGUCGUGGUGAAGGUCGUGGCACUUGGAGCCUUUUGCAACUACGGAGAUGGCCGUAAAGCAUACCUGCGAAGCUUUGAGAACGUCCUGGACUUCGUCAUUGUCAUUGUGUCGGUGCUGGACAGCAUCCAGACCCGGUUCUUGGAGAACAGCGGUGGUGGGGUCAUUGCCGUGAUGAGGAUUUUCAGAGUAGUGAGGAUGUUGCGACCCCUCCGCCUGAUAUCUCGCAGCAAGAACUUGAAGGUGGUGGUGAAAACCAUCCUAGCUGCUAUUCCGGAACUCCGGAAUUUGCUGGUCUUUAGUUCAUUGUUUUUCCUGAUCUUUGGCCUGUUGGCCGUGGGCAACUUGAAAGGCUCUUACCACAGCUGCAAGGAUAACACGCUGGAGGACUAUUCUUUCACCCGCACACCUGAGAUUACUCCCAUGUGCAUCGGCGAAACAGCGAUAUCUGGUUCCUCUGAAACCUUGAAGACCAUGACGCAGCAAGCUUCUGGCGUGUGUCCAACUGGAUGGGAAACUUGGCAAAGAUCUUCCAGAGACACACCGAUCUGCGAAGUGCACUGUGAAGCUUCCAGCCAUGCUUCCUGCCAGACUUCGCCCUGGGGAUAUCAAGUCAUGCGGUGCACGGACUGCAGUGUGGCACAUUGCCCGGACGAGGACCAAAGUCGCCGUGAAUCUUGCGAAUCACGCUGCUCCAGACACGAAUACUUUUGUAAGGCUGGUGGAACAGAAUGUUUGGAGCAGUGCGUUGCGGCCUGUCUGUGCGAGACCAGCUGCUAUGGCUUGAUUGAGGAUGCGGCCUUGUGCACGGAGCAGGGUGGAAAAUGGGUGAAUUUGAAUCAGAACUUCGACAAUCUGCUGGUGGGGACCAUUGCUCUCUUCGAGAUCAGCACCACUGAAGGAUGGGUGGACGUGAUGCUUGCAGCAGUUGACAGCAGGGGGCCAUAUCUCCAACCGAAGCGAGAUGCCAACGAAUUUAUUGGCUCAAUGCUCUUUGUGGCAUUCAUGUUAAUAGGCAGUUUCUUCGUCCUAAACCUCUGCGUGGGUGUCAUCAUCGACAACUACAACAAACAGAAGAAGGAAAGCGACAUACAUUUUGUCUUGGUCACUGAUGUGCAGGCUGCAUGGAUGACGCAGAUGAAGGCAAUCUACCUCCGACGAACCUUCUUCAGUCAGGUCAAUGUGGAUAGGUUAGGACCUUCGCGGCAGCACCGAUUCAGGAUCAUAACAUCCUCUGCUUUUGAGAAUCUGAUCAUGGCCUGCAUCGUGAUACAGCUGUGCUUGCUGUUGCUGGUGUGGCAACCACGGGAUCCUGGUGGAUCCUUUGAGACGUUCUUGAACUCUUGCAACGUUUUCUUCAUCGUGGUCUUCCACAUCGAGUGCUUUGUGAAGCUCAGUGCCCUGUACUGCAAUUACUUCCGGGAGUAUUGGAACGUCUUUGACUUCAUUUGCGUCAUUACAAGUGACAUCGUGUCAAUUCUGGAAGCUUCCAUCGCUGGAGAUGCCACCGUGAACCUGAGCUCCCUGGUCAAUGCAUUGCGCAUCUUCCGUAUCGCCCGGUUAUUUCGAGUGGUGCGAGUUCUUAAAGGCCUCAACAAGUUGCUGCUUGCUUUUGCUCUAUCUGUGCCGAAGCUCUUCAAUGUGGGCCUGGUCAUGCUCUUGCUGCUCUAUCUCUACUCAGUUCUCGGAGUGAGUCUAUUUGCCAAGGUUGCAUACACUGGCGUUGGUCUCUAUGGCCCGCAAGCCAACUUCAGAACCUUUUUCCAGGCCUUUUCCAUGCUGAUCAGAUCAAUGACGGGCGAAGGUUGGAACUUCAUCAUGCACGACUUGAGCUUGUCGAAGUGGUACUACGAAAGCAUUCUGGAGACGACCUGUGGAGAAAUGAAUCUGGAAACUCUCGACUUUGCAACCUUGGACUUCAACAAGGAUGGCUUUGUGGAUCAUCCAACCGAGUGUGGGACGGGAUUCUCAUUCCUCUAUUUCAUCUCGUACACGGUCCUGGUGAGCUUCAUUUUCCUGAAUCUCUUCAUCGCUGUGAUUUUUGAAGGCUUUGAGGAAAGUCGCGGCAGUGAGCCGAUGGAAGUCAUCACCAAAUGCUUGGAGAAUUGGGAGAGGUAUGAUCCAUUCAACACGAUGUACAUCCCACUGAGCAAAGCUCUGGACUUCAUUGAUGAAACAGUUGAAGAGCUGAUGAAUGCGAAGCAACCACAGAAAGGUCAAUGCCUUCCGGAGCCGCGCUGGGAUUCCAGGAGCACCAUCGACAUGAACGCAUCUGAUGCCAUGUGGUCCAUGUACAAUCUGCAGUAUGUUCGAACCUUGGGAUUGCGAGUGCGAAGCGAUGGACAAGUGCGUCUUGUGCAAGCCUUCAAAGCUGUCAUGAGGCGCUUGGUGAUCAGCGGUGGACCAUACAGUAUUUAUCUGCCCCAGCACGAGAGACGUCAGAGGGUAAAAGAGAUAGAGCUGCUGGAAACCAUGAUGCUGAAUGCCACCGAAGAUAUCGAGCCGGAUAUGACUGAGAUUCUGGCCUUGGAAGCUCGGCAGGAGAAGCAGAUCCAGCAGGCUUUGGGACCCAGUGCAUCACCAGCACGAGUCCUCACCAGUACUUCCAAGACUUCGGGCGGUUAUGCGCACGAUGAGUUGGAAGAGUUUGACAUGCUGCAGAAAGUCGCUGCAGCGAAGAUUCAGCGCCGGAGCAAAGAAUCCUUUCAGCGGCGACGUGACAGAGCAGGUGGUUCUGCCAUAGGACAUCACGGUCCUAUCACGCGUGCUGCUGGCUGAUGCUGAUGCGACCAUACAGACUGCUAUUGUCACACAGAAAAACACUAAAUCUGGAAUCUGAAAGUCUAUGAGACGAAAGAAUUCCUCUUUUCUUGUUUGUUUUGAUCCAUUC
Molecule: messenger RNA, 3038 nt
Organism: Cladocopium goreaui
Lineage: Eukaryota; Dinophyceae; Suessiales; Symbiodiniaceae
Source: the annotation of a GenBank genome assembly